Molecule: messenger RNA, 2979 nt
Organism: Myripristis murdjan (pinecone soldierfish)
Lineage: Eukaryota; Metazoa; Chordata; Actinopteri; Holocentriformes; Holocentridae
Product: zinc finger BED domain-containing protein 4
Exons: 5
Coding region: 214-2292 (692 amino acids)
Biological process (GO): regulation of transcription by RNA polymerase II
Cellular component (GO): nucleus
Molecular function (GO): protein dimerization activity
Source: RefSeq, a predicted model, not a curated record
GCAAGCGACGCAACUCCUGCUUGCAAAUCAUUUUUUCCCCUAUUGUCUGCGCAACUAGCAGCAACAUUUUUUGAUGUGUGAUCAUGGGGAUUGAGAAGUAAACACGUUGGCCUGCGCUCAUGAUCAGGGGCGAGGUGAGAUACGUCCCUCAGACUCGGAUUGUCCUUCAUCGCAAGUUGAUUUUACUUCUAAGCAGAGGAACUGCAAGCUUCAAUGGCGUCAAUUUCUAAAGUCUCUAUUCUAGAUUACUUUAAUAUUGUGUUUGAGGGUGAAAAUGGCAAGAUCGAGUCUAACUGCAAGGCUUGUGGCACCAGGAUUCAGGCGAAGCGAAGUGUCACGUCCAACUUCGUAACGCAUCUCAAGCGUAAGCACCAGGCUAUGUAUGAUGAGUUUGUGAAAAGGAAGGAUAUGAAGAGAGAGGCUUACUCGUCUGGUUCACUGCACAGCUUCACUGCCAAUGGAGGGAACACUCGCUACACCCACCCCAUCAGCAGUGGAGGAGGAGGAGGAGUGGGAGGAAUAGGAACACUGGAGGGAGGAGUAGGGGGAGGCGCUGGAGGCGGAGUGACCAAGUUUGACAGACAUGACCCACGGCAGGUUCUAAUCUCUGAGGCCAUAGCGAAGAUGAUUGUGCGUGACCUUCAGCCGACGUCCAUGGUGGAGAACCAAGGCUUCAGGGAGCUGCUGCAGCUCCUGGAGCCACGCUACACCCCAGAGCCCCAACACUACCUCCAGAGCCAGCUGCUUCCAGCCUAUGCCUACCAGGCUCAGCUGGCAUCCCGUCAGGCCCUGGCCUCAGCACAUGCUCUCAGCCUUAGCUUAGACCUCUGGAGGGGCCUCUCUGGAGCCACUUCAGGGUACCUCGGUGUCACCUGUCAUUUUCUUACAUCUGACUGGCAGAUGCGUUCAGCCCUUCUGGCAUGCCUUCCCCUGACUGGUGGAAGCUCUGUGAAUCGCGUGCUUGCAGAUUUUGAUGAGGUGUGUCACUCUCAUGGUGUUUCUGGGAGAGCGUUUCGUGUCGUUGCUGACCCUUUACUGGCCACAACAACCCUACAGCCAUGUUGUCUUCCUGGCUUCAGUAUUCAUGGAAUUGGGCAGGAGGAGGAGGAUGAGGAAGAGGGGGACAAUGGCAAUGAUUUGGAGGAAGGGAGUAGCAAUGGUCACAGUGAGGGCAGAGAAGAAGCAGACUGGGAGGAAUCGUGGGAGCAGGGUCUGGGUGUAUGUCGAGUGGACUGUUUCUCUCGCUCCCUUGAUCAGUGUAUCAGAGAGGGGCUGCACUCCUGUCCACAGCUCUCCUCCACGCUGGCCAAAGCUGCUUGCUUCUACAACUACAUUACCUCUGCUGUCCCACCAGAGAAACUUAGCCAGGUUUUCGAUGGUCCUGGCGUGGUGAUGGGAGGACCAGGAAGCACCGCUCCUGUUAUAAGAGACUGGGCUGCUCAGCUUAAGGUGCUUCGACGGCUGCUGGACUCAGUAGAGUUCCUUGAGGAGGUGAGUGGUCGAGGGGAGCUGGCACUGGGUGGCCCAGAGAGGGCCCUGUUGAGGGAGCUGACUGACACUCUGGAGCCCUUCACUGAGGCCUGGGACAUGGUGCGCGGGGACAGACAAGAAAACAGACUCACAGACAGACACGUAUCAAUCAGCCUAGCCUUGCCAUGUGUCCUGGGCCUUCGUAAGCACCUCUCGGAGACCUCAGCCCCCCACUGCCCCUCUCUACUUGUGGGCCUCAGCCAGGCUGUGGAGCGUCAGCUGGCCCCAAUCCUUGAGGAUCCCCUCUACAUAACUGCCACCACCCUGGACCCCCAGUUCAAGCUCACAUGGAGCAGCAACCCCGACUGGCACAGGCAAGUUCUCCUAGAGGAGUUGACCAAACAUUCCCCGGCUUCCAGCCCCUUAGACCCCAUCACAGACCUCCAUUCCCAAGCCCAGUCUCCUCCUGCCUCAGCUCCAUCACCAGUCUCCUCACUGUCCCGGCCUUGCAAGCUGUUCUCCUUCAUCAAGCAGAGACCCACAACACAGGCCAAGAGCCUGGAGCAGGAGCUGGCCGUCUACCUGCGUGAGGAACCCACAGACGAGGAGGCCUUGCAUUACUGGCGGCGCAAGGCAAUUGACUUUCCUCUGCUUGCCCAGGUGGCUAAGAGGGCUUUCACCAUACCUGCUAGUGGCACUGUGGUGGAGAGCAUUUUCGCUGCUGCCGGGCGUUGUCUGCGGCUGGAGAGAGGCCGUGUCUUACCAAAGAACCUGGAGACACUCAUCUACCUCAAAGCUAACUACAGAUUAUUAUGGACUUAGAGUUUAGAGUUAAGUGUUUCUCGCAUCUAAAGAUCUACUAAGGGUUGUCACAACUUUUUUUUUUUUUUUUACUUACCAUAAAGCUACUUCUUGGAUACCAACCUACAUUUGUCUUCAAAGCACUUGAGCUAGAAACAAUCCAGUCCUUGUACAUCAUUUGUUGAUAUAAGACAUGCAGACAUCAGAACGGAGGCCUAGUUUCCAUUGUUGAGUAGGGCUUUCCAGGCUACUAUAAGUGUGGAUAUACCAUGUAGUCUGCAGGACUAUCCUAAUACAUGCUGUGGACCAAGUGGCCAAAAGCAGAUCAAUACUAAAGCAUUUACGUUGACAUUUUAGCCUGAGCAGGGACUCCAGAUAAGUACAAGACCACUAACCUCUCACCCUACAUCCUGCCACCCCCAAAGACAGCUUGUGCCUGUACACUACCAGCCGAUAAUUACUCUAGUGAAAUACCAAGGAUUACCAAGUGGUCAUUUUAAUGCAUAGUAUUCAGUUUAUUUACAUAUAUGAACAAUAACCCUAGAGGUUGUAAAUCAUCAAAUUUGAUGUAAAAAUGAUUGAGGAAUGGAAGGCAUCAGCCAGUUAACAACAAGGCAUUGCAUCAUCCCCUUUUUCUUUUUCAUUUCUCUCUGUAUGUAUGCCUCACCACUGGGACAUCAUAAUAAAUGAGUUUCACUCCUUAAUGCA